Molecule: messenger RNA, 702 nt
Organism: Phytomonas sp. Hart1
Lineage: Eukaryota; Euglenozoa; Kinetoplastea; Trypanosomatida; Trypanosomatidae
Source: the annotation of a GenBank genome assembly
AUGCCCCCGCCGGGCGGCGAGCCGCCUGGGGGGGGGAAUUUAGACGGCGCGAAGGGCAGCUUCGGCGUCCGCGCGCCGGACCCGUUCCGCGUCGACGUCAUCAUCGGCGGCGAGCACGUGAGCGGGGCGACCGGGCGGCUGGUCACGCACUCGCGCGGGCUGAACCUGCGGACAGGGGAGCUCCACCGCCGGGUCGUCUGGGAGUCCCGCACGACGCACCGCGAGGUCACGAUCGAGUCCACGCGGUUUAUCUCGGCCCGGACGAACACCGCGGCGCUGCGCUUCGCCGUCUCCGCGCGCCACGCGCACCACACGGAGAUCCGGAUCAUCUCCCGCACGACGCUCCCGGGGGACGCCAAGACCCGCCGCGCCUGCCGCCCCGAGAAGGUCUCCGUCGGCUUCAACAUCGCCGAGGCCUCGAGCGUGAUGCUGCUCCGCACGCGGCGCAGUUGCCGCUACCUCGCCAUGGCCACGACGGAGUCCUGCCGGUCCUUCGCCCCCCCGCGGGCCUCGGGGCGACUCGGCAGCGCCAACCCCCUCGCCGACCCGGCGAAGAUGCCGUUUUUGGACCGAAGCCCCACCGCGCCGGGCGUCCCGGGGCUCUCCCCCAUCCCCGCCGGGGGGGAGGGGGGGGGAAUUCCAAUUCAAACCCCGCCAGCGCCGGGAAUAACGGCGCCAGCAGCACCGCCACCACGAUUUUGA